AUCGGCGGCGCCAUCUGAUCCGUGGCUCGGGAAGUUCACUUCCCGUGUACUGGUUGCAGGAGCGAGAGUUUUCUCGCCCAGCGCGUGGAUCAUUUGGAAGCCGAGGACUGCAGGAUGGUGUUACUGAUGCAGACUGUCGGCAGAUCCAGUCUGCUUGAGCUAGGGAAGACUUUGGUGCCUGUCCCUGUGGUUGUGAAUGGCCCUGCGGUGACGGAUUUUGAGGUGGCACAUCAGGCGGAGCGCGAGGCGGCGCAACAUCGGAUGGCGGACAGGGGCAAAGCACAAAUCUUCUUGGCGAAGGAGGCGGCAGCCGACAAAAGGGAGAGCUCGCCGCCGCCGCCAGAGCUGUCAACGAUGAAGAUGAAUCCCCAAGCGCCGGGAUGGAACACGAGGUUAGUGAAGAACAAGCUGCAUCCCAUCCGAUAUUCAGGGAUUUAGGAA
Molecule: messenger RNA, 441 nt
Organism: Aegilops tauschii subsp. strangulata
Lineage: Eukaryota; Viridiplantae; Streptophyta; Magnoliopsida; Poales; Poaceae
Source: RefSeq, a predicted model, not a curated record